AGCCACGUUUUGCUUACGUGGCGCAGAAAACCAAUUCGAUUGGGUUGAAUGGUGCGACAUGUCGUGUUGCUUUAAAAACUGUCAAAGACAUAUAACACACUCUAUCGGUUUGAAAGUGUGAACGCAAGAAACUGCCCACCAAAAAAUCAAAAAGAAAAAAACAAAGCGAGGUGACUGGAUUGGAUUUGAUUGAAAUUUCAAACGAAAGGCGAAGCACAAAGUCGCAUAAGAAGCAAGAAGAAGAGGAUCAGAGAAGAAACCAAAGAAACGAAAGAUACGCCGUCGAUGGAUCCCUCUCAGUAUCCCCACCACCUCACAAGGUACGCUUCUUCUUCUUCUUCCAAUCCCUACCCUUCCGACAACCCUUCAAAUUUCCCAAACUACUCUCACCGCCACCACAACACCAACCACCACUACACACACCACCACCACUCACAACAACCACCACCACCACAGCAACUCCUCCAACCUCCACCCCCUCCACCACCGCCCCAAACGUCGCCGUAUAACUCUCUCCCCCCACCGCCCCUGCCCCCGCCCCCGCCCCCCCCACAUCCUUACAACCCCAACCAGCCCCAACUCACCUUCGAACCCGAACGCUCCAGAACCUUCCUCCCCCUUCACGACUACCCCGUCUCCUCCCCUCGGGUCGCCCAUUCGGAGCGCCCUCGCCACCACCGAUUGCUCCAAUUUGAAUCGCCCUACGUCGAAUCCAAUCCCGUUUCUUGGGAUUCUUCAAGGGCUUUUCACGAUUACGAUCGUGAAUUGCAUAAACCCCAAUUUAGGGUUGAAUCAGAGGGUAGUGGUAGCGCUAGGUUUAGGGCUGACUACAAUGAACAGCUGCUCCGGGAACAUCGGGCCCCCGUGGACGACGAUUAUAACAGUCGCCGCCGUGCUCGUGCAGAACCCAGUUCCGAUGGAAAGUAUCGCGAAUUGGGGUUUGCGUCAAGCCAGAAUUUGAAUAGUCAUUUGGAUUCGAAUUCGGGUGGUUAUGAUGGCCGGUAUGAUGAGUUGAGGAGUGGUGGUAGGAGAGAUGAGGUGUAUGAGAAUAAUCAGAGAUGGGUUCAUAAUGAUAGAGAAGCUACUAGAGAGUUAUAUGAUCCAUUCGUGUUCGAUGAGGGUAACAGGGGCCGGAAUGUUUUGGCGAAACGGGAUUAUUAUGGUUCAGAAUCUGAAAGAGGGAGUGGUACUAGUAAUAGGAGGAAGCAGAUACAAAAGAAGAGUGUUUUACUCAGGCUUCAAACUGUGAAACCUAGUCACCGGAAUGGCUCUGCUUAUUUUGAUAAUUCUGGCUCUAGUUCCCACAGAGGGAAAGGAUACUAUGAGUAUUCGGGUCGCGAGAUGGGUGAAGUUGAGAAAGGUGCGAAUUCUUUGGAACUUGAUGUUUCUUUUAAAUCGAAUUCACUAGUGGCGAAGGCAGUUGGAAAUAGGGAUGUUAAGACAGAUUCAGUGUAUGGCAGGGAUUUCUCAAAUUUGAAACUCAGUAGAGACAGUGAGAAUGCUGCACCUGUACGUUUGCGAAGCUCCAUAGUUGUUGCAAAUAAGACAUCCAGUUCAGACAAGGACCCACGACAGUUGGAAGAGGAGGUGAACACUUCUGGUAUGGAGAAUAGGUGUGAUAUCGAACAGCCCGGUUCUAAUGUGAAUGGUGAUUCUUCUGGAAAGAGUGAAGUGGAAAGGGUUACAAAGGGUAACACAAAGGGUAAGGUUUUACAAAGAGAUGGUAAAAAGGGUGUUUCUGCUCAAAUGUCUUCUCUUAAGGUUACUAAGAAGAAAAAAGUGGUGAAGAAAGUAGUGAAAAAGGUCGUAAACCCUCGUCCACAGCCAAAAAAGAAGAUUGAUGAACCACGGGCAGCAGAUAGCUAUAUUUGUAGCCCAUCUGCAGCCUUUGGGACUGAAAAGGGUGAAACCUCUUCACCGAGCAUGGUAUCGGAUGAACAUGGCACUGAUGCCAACUCUUGUAGUAAGAGCACUGGGAAAACUUCAACUUGUAAUUUGGGUUCUUCAAGUUGUGAAGAAAUUAAUAUUGAUCAGGGUUGUCUAACUGUAGAUGCUUCUGUCCAGGGCUUGCUUAAGAGUUCAAAUUUUACCAACAAUGUAACUGAUUCACUUAGGGUAGCUACUUGUCCAGAAACUGGUUGCGUUGUAGAUGUCAGCAAACAGAUAUGUCAGAGUGGAGACAGUUUAUCGCUUGAUAAUGUCAUACGAACAGAAUCAUCAGAGCCCAGAUUGUCUGUAGAAGGCAAUGCCAAUUCUGGUUUUUUAAGUUCAGAGAAAACUAUGAUGCAUGGAGACAUUAUGAAUGUAAAUGGCUCUGGCCAUGGUGCAGAAACCAACUUGGAUAUUGAUGGUGGUAUAAAAGUAUCUUAUCAAGAAGUCAUGGUUCAUAACAUUGGUAAUGUGGAUGCCAUCAGCGAGCAACCUUGUACACAUCAGCUCCCAACAUCACUACAAAUUGGUUCUGUGGAAGAACUUCCAAAGGCUAUAUCUGCAGCAGAAAGCAGCAUAACUGUUGGUUUAUCAAGUUCGGGGAAGACCUUUGCUGUCUGCUCCGAUGAUGGUAGAGGUACCACGUGGAACUCUGACAAAGUUAGUACUAAUUAUGAUGAGAAUAUUAUUGUUCCUAAUGGUGGGAAUGCCGAUUUUGUCGGCACGCAAGCAUCUGCAGAUGGUGCCUCCAGAUUAUUUGUUAGUUGUGGCACCGAAAGAUCUUCAAAGAUUGCAAAUUCAGUUGGAGAUCGGAAGAGUGUUACAUUCAAGAUUAAAAAGAAGAGAAAAUUUAGGACUCUGUUAGACUCUUCAAGGGCCUCCAACACUAUUGUAGAGCCUAAAAAUGUUUCUGCCCAUGAAAAUUCUGUGGAUACGGCAGUAAGUUCAUCCCUGAAGGAUGCUAGUCAUGCAGAAGUUGCUGUUUCUGGUGUUGAAAAGUUAGAUAUUGGCUCUCAACCUGAUAAUGACGGGGUCAGUGUUCUGCGUGGGAACAGCUCACUAGAUGGGAUUUGUGAGGCUAAGUUAUCAGCUAGAAGUGAUGUUAACUCUGAUCCUGAUGAGACUUCUCUGAAGUAUAUAAAGAGGAGAAAAGUAUCCACCUCUCAUCUGGUAGGGACUACCUCUCAAACCAAUGAUGGACCUGCAGAUAAGUCUACAUCUUAUGCAGAAGCACCUUGGACUAACGAUGAUCCAACACAAGAAGAUGAAGUUACUGCUUCCAGCAUAGGUUUUCUCUCUGCUAAUGCUAAUUUAAUUCCUUCUCAAGAGGGAAGCACUGUAUUAUUUGUGGAUGAUUUAGCGGCUGUAUCUGCAGCUAGGGAUGCCCUUACUAAUGAUGGUAUGAACUUUGAGCACCAAGGUGUUGAAUCAUGUACAAUUUAUGAAGAAUCAGUUCCGGAUACAUCGUUCCUUUGUCCCUCACCAUCGAGGAAUGAACAGAAAGAGGCUAGCACUCAAGCUCUGGUUGUAAAUAGCCCUCAGCUUGACAUUAUGGACGUAGAAAGUAACCUAGAAGAAAAUUUUGGUAUAUUUUCAACAGCUGAGCAAGUUAUGAUGCAAGGCGAGACUGCUUCAUGCAGCGUUUCUUCAGAAGUCCAGCCUCCAGACUCAAGCAAUAAAUUUUCCUGCACAGAUAUGGAAUCAAAUUAUGUCUCUGUGAAGGAGAAAUUGCCCAUUGCGUCAAAUUAUCUGUUGUUAUGUGCCAAUAACAAUGAAGUAUCUACUACUAACUCUAAUGAUGAAGGAACGGAGUUUGUGCAUGAUACAGUAUCAGAUAAGGGUUCUCCAGAAACUUCAACUGAUGUCCCUUACUUGCAGAUGCUACCUUGUAGUCCAUCAGUUAUCAAAAUUUCUGAUGAAAAAGCUGGUGGGGACCAGCAAUUGGAUUUGAAGUCUGUGGUUGAAGGUGGUUCCAAUGCAUCUGCUCAAAAUUCAUCAUCAGGUGGUACCAAAUCAGUGAUGGGGAAGUCAGUAGCUUUACCUUUGCAAAAUAUCAAAAAGGCAACUCAUGGUUCGAAUCUAGUAAGCACAGAAUCUGGUUUGAAGAACCAGCUGGGUCAAGCCACUCGUGGGAUUGUGCCAGGUCGUUCAUAUUCGGUCUCUUCUACCUCAAUGAAGACUGCCUCUUCAACUCAUAUUGCAAAGCCUCGGACUUGGCAUCGAAAUGGUAAUUCAUCUUCAUCUCCUCUUCCUGUAAGCAUGCCUUUAUCUAGUACUGUUCCACCCCAAAGGCAGUUGCCACAAAGGAAUGGAAAAUUUCAAAGUAAUUCGUAUGUGCGUAAAGGUAACAGCCUUGUUAGAAAACCUCCAGUCGCUGCUCUGCAAAGCUCCCAUGGGUUUAGUUCAGCUGUUUAUCAGUUGAACUCUUCAGGUAUAGAUGGUUUGAAGAAGAAUGCAGGAUCUGACAGUAGGAUUGAUGUGAAAAUGCCUCCAAGUCUCAUGAGAACUGGAGAAAUGAAUGCUCCUUUUGAUAGGCCGACACCCCAACUACCUUUGGCACCCAUAUUAUCUACUUGUCCUGCCAUCUCUUUCGGGGUUCGUGCAUCAUCCCCAGUGUCUGAGCCUCUUAGUGGUGAAACCAAGUUAGAUCCUAUGAAUUCUUUGGACACCAAAGAUGCACAAACAUUUGCCAAGGACUCACUGACAAUUUCUGAAACUCAGGAAAAUCACAGUGGUUCGCUCAAUAAUUUGGAAAACCAGAAUGUACUGCAUGAUGAGAAUUUGGCACCUCCAAAUACCAAGAAGAUUGUAAAUGGAAAGUGCACGUUAAAUCAGUUGGUUGCAACUUCAAAUCCUUGUGACCUUCCGGUCCACAGUACUGAUAAGAUCCAGCACUCCUCUGAUGGUUACUACAAGAGGCGCAAAAAUCAGCUAAUCAGGACAUCCUUGGAAGGUCAUGCUAUCAUGCCUGAUGACAAUUUAAACUUACAGCUGCAAAGGGUUCCUAAGAUUGUCCCCAGAAGAACAUAUGGCAAGAAACGAUCACACAAGGCUGUUGCAAAGACAAGUAAAAUUGGAAAAAACUCUUUGGUGUGGACACCGCAUGGUACACAGUCAUCAAACAAUGAUGGUGGUUCACUUAACCAUCAGGUAGUGCCUUACCUGUUUCCAUGGAAAAGAGCAAGACACUGGAGGACUUUCAUGCAAAGUCAGGCUUCCAGUUUCAAAUAUAGUUCCGUACCCACAAUCAGUAAGAAACUGCUGCUGUCAAGAAGGCGGGAUACUUUGUACACUAAGUCAACUCAUGGAUUUUCGCUUAAAAUGUACAAGGUAUUAAGUGUUGGUGGGGCCAGUUUAAAAUGGUCAAAAUCCCUUGAAAGGCAAUCAAAGGAAGCUAAUGAGGAAGCUACACGUGCUGUUGCUGCAGUGGAGAAGAAGAAAAGAGAACACAAUGGUGCUGCAUGCAUUAGUUGGGGUCUAAGUUUAGAAGUAAUUUGUCAGAUGCAUGACAUUUCUUGCUUGUGGUAUACCUUCAAUGUGUUUCCACAUGGAAAACGUAUAUUUCGCAUUGGUUCUGUCCGGUACAAAAUGGAUCCUUCAAGGCGAACACUAAAAAGGAUUUCAGAUGACGAAUCGUCAAGCUCUGGUGUGCUCGAUCCUGAAAAGGAUCCCAAGAGAUCUUAUGUUCCAAAGAGACUGGUGAUUGGCAAUGAUGAAUAUUUGCGGAUUGGCAAUGGUAACCAGCUUAUUAGAAAUCCGAAGAAGAGAACUCGCAUAUUGGCUAGUGAAAGAGUUCGAUGGAGUUUGCACACGGCCAGACUUCGGCUGGCAAAAAAGCGGAAGUACUGCCAGUUUUUUACAAGAUUUGGGAAGUGCAAUAAGGAUGAUGGAAAAUGUCCCUAUAUCCAUGACUCCUCUAAAGUUGCAGUCUGCACAAAGUUUUUGAAGGGUUUAUGUUCCAAUCCCAAUUGCAAAUUGACUCAUCAGGUCAUUCCUGAAAGAAUGCCGGACUGUUCUUACUAUUUGCAAGGUUUAUGCUCCAAUCAAAAUUGUCCUUACAGACAUGUGAAUGUGAAUCCAAAGGCAUCUACUUGUGAAGGAUUUCUUAAGGGCUAUUGUGCUGACGGGAAUGAGUGCCGGAAGAAGCAUAGCUAUGUUUGCCCGUCCUUUGAAGCUACUGGAACCUGUCCACGAGGGCCUAAAUGCAAGCUUCACCACCCCAGAAACCGAGCAAAGGAAAAGAAAAGAAAACGAUCAAGAGAACACAGAAAUACUUGGGGCCGUUACUUUGUUUCCAAGGAUAUCACUGUUUCUGAACCGAGAACAGUGUCUGGAAAGCAGUCUGCACAGAACAGCGAUGACAUAAUUGUUGAUGGAGUCGCUGAUUUCAUUAGCAUUGAUGUUAGUGAUGAGGAGGUUGGAGAAACUAAUGAUCCAAUACAGGAGCAAGCUGCAUAUUGUGACAGCGAUUCGUCGGAAUUGGAAUUAGAUGAUCUUGAUGAGCUGAUUAAACCAAUUCGUUUACUGGAAAGGUUGAAGACAAAUGCUUCAUGACAGACGCAGCUCAAGAGGGGACAACAUGCGACGAGCUAUGGUAUGCAGUAAUUAGUCUGUUGUAGGUAAAUUUUGUUUUCCCUAACUUUGAUUCUGCAAUGGCGAGUAUGACCGCCAUUGCAUAGGAACACAUACAGAGUAUUAUACUGGAAAUAAAAGAGCAGGUGCAGGAGAAUCCGCCGUUCUUACCGGAAACCCGGGGCUGGUCUAGCCAAUCCAUCGUCCUCAGAUGUACCGGCGGCCUGCACUUUUGUUAUAGGUUUUUAUUUGUUUUCUUAUCUAGGGAAUUGAGAUUUUUUUUUCUUUUAGCUUUUUCCUCCCUACUAAAUUGUAUACUGUACAUUUGCAACACUAUCAAGUUUUUAAUAAGAAAAUAUUGCAUUUAUGUUUUCA
Malus domestica (apple) is the source of this 6876-nucleotide messenger RNA. Lineage: Eukaryota; Viridiplantae; Streptophyta; Magnoliopsida; Rosales; Rosaceae. The record is from RefSeq and is a predicted model, not a curated record.